Phialemonium atrogriseum is the source of this 189-nucleotide messenger RNA. RefSeq lists its product as uncharacterized. The transcript has 2 exons. The record is from RefSeq and is a predicted model, not a curated record. NCBI's taxonomy places the organism in Eukaryota, Fungi, Ascomycota, Sordariomycetes, Cephalothecales, Cephalothecaceae. Bases 1 to 189 code for a protein of 62 amino acids.
AUGCAGCGCGAGGGGGACAAGACGGACGCGCGGGAGCUCGACUUCUCAGGCAUCUACGUGCUGCUCGCGUUCGACGACUCGAUCCCCGAGCUCCGCGGUUGGAACCACCGGAUCGACGUCAAGUACGUGCUGGACCCCCAGAGCAACUCCGCCCGCGCCGCAUUCUCGGCUGUCUGGCACGCCAUCUAG